This is a messenger RNA of Rosa chinensis, 3752 nucleotides long. Its product is annotated as sphingosine kinase 1. The coding region runs from base 171 to 1652 and encodes 493 amino acids. The record is from RefSeq and is a predicted model, not a curated record. Gene Ontology annotation, molecular function: kinase activity. Lineage: Eukaryota; Viridiplantae; Streptophyta; Magnoliopsida; Rosales; Rosaceae. Gene Ontology annotation, cellular component: membrane; intracellular membrane-bounded organelle; cytoplasm. The transcript is spliced from 11 exons. Gene Ontology annotation, biological process: sphingosine biosynthetic process.
GACAUCUGAAAAUAUACAACGAGCUUGAUUUUCACGACUUUUGAUCAAAUGCAACCAAAUUCCAGUUGCGUUCGUUUCCAAUUUCCUCGCUCACAUCAAAAAACCCGGUUCACUUCUUCUUCUUCUUCUUCACCAAAACUUAGCGUCAACGACUCUUCACGACUACAGAGAUGGACCGACCCGACUCCGACUCCUCCUCCCGGCCCGUACUCUCCGACCGGGUCCUCAUAAACGGCGCCGUAACGCCGGUCACGUUCUUCGCCGACGGCGUGCUGCGGUGGACGGAGAGAGGCGAGAGGAGCUUGAUCGUCGAGAAGGAGGUCCUCGGGGUCAAAGUGGAGGGUCCGAAGAUCAGAAUCGGAGCUCUGGUCGACGGCGGAGGUGGAAUCUGCUGCGUCGGCAGUAGCGGAGGAGCUCUGGUCAGGAUGGACUUGGUGUUCGAGCCUUUAUCAGAGGACUCGCAGAGGCUCUGGUGCCAGAAGCUUCUCGAAUUCAUCGAUUCUCUCGGACGGCCGAAGAGGCUGUUUGUGUUUGUGAAUCCAUUUGGAGGGAGCAAAUCGGCUUCGAAGAUUUUUGUUGAUGAAGUGAAGCCGCUUUUUGAUGAUGCUGGUGUUCAGUUUACACUGCAAGAAACUCAGUAUCAACUGCAUGCGAAGGAAGUUGCGAAAACUCUAGAUCUUUCAAAGUAUGAUGGCAUUGUUUGCGUCAGUGGGGAUGGAAUCUUGGUUGAGGUAGUAAAUGGACUUCUUGAGAGAGAGGAUUGGGACACUGCAAUAAAGAUGCCUCUCGGAGUAGUUCCUGCAGGUACUGGAAAUGGAAUGGCAAAAUCUCUUCUAGAUUCUGUUGGUGAACCUUGUAAAGUAUCAAAUGCUGUUCUCGCCAUUAUUAGAGGACAUAAGCGUUCAUUGGAUGUAGCUACCAUAUGGCAGGGGAAGACAAAAUUUUUUAGUGUGUUGAUGCUCGCAUGGGGCUUAGUAGCAGAUGUUGACAUUGAGUCUGAAAAGUAUAGGUGGAUGGGAAGUGCUCGUCUUGAUUUCUAUGCCAUUCAACGAAUUGUGCAUUUGAGGCAAUAUAACGGAUCUAUUUCUUUUGUGCCUGCGCCUGGCUUCGAAGGGUUUGGAGAGCCUACUAGUUACAAUUACGAUGGUGAAUCUACUAACAAUGAUCCAAGUCAAGAAAAGCCUACUAAGGUUCGACAGCUUGGCUAUGAGGGACCUGAUAUUAAUCUAAAGAACAUGAACUGGAGAACAAUCAAAGGACCGUUUGUUUCAGUGUGGCUUCACAAUGUACCUUGGGGAGGUGAAGACACAAGGGCAGCUCCUGAUGCCAAGUUCUCAGAUGGUUAUCUAGACGUUAUAAUUAUGAGGGCUUGCCCAAAAUUGUCCUUGCUCUCAUUAAUGACAGGGUUGAGCACUGGGACUCAUGUCAAGUCACCAUAUGUGCUAUACUUCAAGGUGAAAGCUUUCAUUCUAGAGCCUGGUGCUCGCGCUGAUGAUUCAACGAAGGAAGGGAUAGUGGACUCAGAUGGUGAGGUCCUCGCUAGGGGCAAAGGAGCAUACAAAUGUCAUCAGAAAACACUAAUGGUGUACGAUAAACUUCAAAUAACUUUGGAUCAAGGUUUAGCCACUCUGUUUUCCCCUUCCCCGGUGUAAAAUAUACAUUUUAUAUGGAUUUGAUUUUUCAUCACACAGAGAAAUACCACACAUGAUAGUCGUAUUUGUUCAUUCUACCCUACAUGUAAGGCCUCAACAACAAAUUAGAAUAUUAGAUCUGACAAGGGAUUGAGUUAUAUAUAGGAGACAUUCCUUGGGAACUUGCUUGCUGAAAAAAUAAUAUGCAGGUCAUGUUUGAAGAUUUUGCUUUGAUGUAGUGUGCCUCUCUGAUCAUUUGCUAUAUACUUGUGUUCAUGCUCAUCUUGAUAAAGAACGAACCAAAUACAACAACAAAGCAAAAGCUAUUUUUGUGCUAAUUGACUGAUCACAAUUCCUAUAGAUAUCAUGUAAUGGACACACAUGCAUGUUUUGCUUCAUAGUAUAUUAUCCUUCAAGGCUUGUAUUUCACCUAGUUGGAACCCAUUGAUUAAAGAAUGAGACCCACCUAAACCGUAAGGACCUAACUGGGAUUAGGGAAAAUUGAAAUGUAGCGGAAAGGUACACAUAUGCUUGCAGGCAAUUAACAAACAUGGACCAGUUGUACAGACAUGUCUAGUACACCCUUUCAAUUCAGAGUAGAGCUUGCAGUUCAAUUCCCAUGUGAAGCCAAUGUCCUUGCAGCCUUGGCUUGCCAGAGCUUGGAGGGAGAUUUGGGCGGGAAAUUUCAACAAUUUACUUUGUACAGCCAGUUAAAAAUCAGUCUGCCCAGCUAUUACUGAAGAGGUCAGAAAGUAGGUGAAAGCAGUUGGGAAAAUCAAUUUUUCUGCCAGCUAUUCAAGAUUCUAUUCUAGGGAAGUGGGAAACCUGCGGAAGAAGGAGCAUGAUCCUUGUCAAAUCUGAACUCCUCACCAUGUCAGUGUACUCUCUGCUAUUUUCUGAGAAAGCAGGUGAAAUGGAGUUGGGAAAUUGAAUAUAUUUGGCUUUCAAAUCAAGGCCUUCACUGUAUAGAAAGGCCCUCAUAGUUAUUGCUCCAAAAACGCAUAACCUCUUCCUCUCCCUAAGAUUCUAAACCCCUCUUCUUUCCCCGUUCUCUCUCUCUCUGUUUCUCUCUCGAUUUCUAAAUCCCUUUACCAUUUGAAUGUUAAUGGAUGCUUUGUUCAAGCAAUCCAUUGUCCACUUGACUUGUUUUUGGAAUGGGAGGAAUAGGAAAGAGGGUUUGGGCAGCCGUGAGUUUCAGGGCAGCCAGGCGCAAGGUAUAAGUCUUUGAGGGUUCAUAUUGCUUUUAUUUGUCUUAAUCGUAACGAAAUAUCCCAGGAGUAUGAUUUUUCGUUCUGAUCCCUUAGAAAAUAUAGAUUUUCAGAGUAUCAUAUCAUUUAAUUGGGGCACAAUUUCAUUCAAAUCAGGCUGAGUUCUAUACCCGUAUACACAAUUUCUUUUUUCCAGAUUACUUUGAUGCUGUAUUCCUUUCAGUCUUUAUCGUUUGCAAUCUUGUUUGAUUUUUCUAACUCCUCACUUAUUAAUUUUGUUUUAACUCUCUAUUUUCGUCAAAGAAAUAAAUAAAAUUAAUGCCUCUAUUCAUUUUUAUCAUCAAGUAUUUUGAAUUUGGGUUGGUUUGUCAUCUAGUUCCCUCACCAAUUUAAGGAAGAGGAUAUCUUUAAGAGGAAGCAGGCUCAUGCAGCUGCAAAAGGCUAUGGUGGCAUACGUAGCCUCCAUUCUUGCUGCUGCAACAGGCGUUGGUGGCUUAUAUUGGCAUUCUCUCCAUUUCAGAUCGCUUCGAAGGAAAAGGUACCGGCAAAGGCCUGGAUUCGAAGGUUCAGAAAUGAACAACCUCAAGCAUAAGGGGGAGUAAUUUUGGCUUGGUGUAAUUAUAAAUGAAGUUAGUGGAUUGAGCUAUAUAUGACUUCUACAACAGAGAUACCACAUGAUGAAGAACCGAGUUGCUAUGGAACAAGGCGGCUUGGGAAGCAAUAAAACAACAGAUUUGCUCAAAACAAUUCUCAAUUCAACGUGAAGUAGGGAGUUCUCAAGUAGGCUAUACAAGAACAAGGCCCCUUCAUUUUCACAUUCAAUUAGUUGGUUUAUUGUUCAAUGUACAUUUUGGUUAUCUUACAGUUGUAAACUAGCUGGUGAAAUAAGUAAUGCAGCACAAAUUCAAUAUUA